AUGUCUGUGGAGUCGAGUUCAGGUGAUCAUGGCGGGCAUAAUAUCAAGGGGGUCCCCACUCAUGGUGGGAGAUAUGUUCAGUACAAUGUGUACGGAAAUUUGUUUGAGGUUUCCAGAAAGUACGUCCCGCUGAGGCCCGUGGGACGCGGGGCUUAUGGUAUUGUUUGUGCCGCUGUAAACUCAGAGACACGUGAAGAAGUUGCUAUUAAAAAGAUUGGGAAUGCAUUUGACAAUAGAAUUGAUGCAAAGAGAACAUUGAGGGAAAUUAAACUUCUACGUCACAUGGAUCAUGAUAAUGUGAUUGCAAUUAAAGACAUUAUACGCCCCCCACUGAAAGAAAACUUUAAUGAUGUCUACAUUGUGUAUGAACUUAUGGAUACUGAUCUUCAUCAGAUUAUCCAGUCAACCCAACCAUUGACUGAUGACCAUUGUCGGUACUUUCUUUACCAAAUCCUUCGAGGGCUCAAAUACGUUCACUCAGCUCACGUCUUGCACCGUGACCUUAAACCGAGCAAUUUACUGCUCAAUGCUAAUUGUGAUCUGAAAAUCGGGGAUUUCGGGCUAGCCAGGACAACAUCAGAAACUGAUUUCAUGACUGAAUAUGUUGUGACUCGCUGGUAUAGAGCACCUGAAUUGCUCCUAAAUUGUUCAGAAUACACUGCUGCUAUUGAUAUAUGGUCUGUGGGUUGCAUACUCGGUGAAAUCAUGACGAGAAAACCUCUUUUUCCUGGCAAAGAUUAUGUACAUCAGCUGAGACUUAUAACUGAGCUUAUAGGCUCUCCAGAUGAUGCGAGUCUCGGUUUCCUUCGAAGUGACAAUGCGCGAAGGUAUGUUAGGCAGCUUCCUCAGUAUCCUAGGCAACAAUUUGCUGCUCGAUUUCCCAACACUUCUGCUGGAGCUUUGGAUUUAUUAGAGAAAAUGCUCGUUUUUGACCCAAGCAGGCGUAUCACUGUUGAUGUGGCUCUGUGUCAUCCGUACUUGGCUCCUCUUCACGACAUAAAUGACGAGCCAGUUUGCCCUCGACCUUUUGUUUUCGAUUUUGAGCAGCCAUCAUUUACUGAGGAGAAUAUCAAGGAGCUCAUAUGGAGGGAGUCCGUUAAAUUCAACCCUGACCCGUCUCACUGA
Molecule: messenger RNA, 1125 nt
Organism: Striga hermonthica
Lineage: Eukaryota; Viridiplantae; Streptophyta; Magnoliopsida; Lamiales; Orobanchaceae
Source: the annotation of a GenBank genome assembly